This is a messenger RNA of Canis lupus familiaris (dog), 615 nucleotides long. RefSeq lists its product as uncharacterized. The coding region runs from base 1 to 465 and encodes 154 amino acids. The transcript has 4 exons. Lineage: Eukaryota; Metazoa; Chordata; Mammalia; Carnivora; Canidae. The record is from RefSeq and is a predicted model, not a curated record.
AUGGAGAAAGACGCACACGCCGACGGCGACUACGUCCCCAAAGCGCGCGCACGCAGGGCCGGCCCUGCUGGUACCGCCUGGGGCUUCCGCCCCGAGGCCCGACGGGCGCCGUUCGGUUCCGGUCCUAGCCCCGCCCCCGCGCGGGAACUCUCCAGAAGGCUUAAUAUCCGGGACCAGCGGCUGGCGCCAGCGCGCAUUUCCGGCGAGGGACACGAAGAGAAGGAUCCGGUGACGCCUCUUUCCGCCCCCGUGGUCGCCCAGGCUGCGGCUCUCGGAGAGAGAGUGAUGAAACUAGAACUGGAAAAAUGUAUAGGCCUUUGGCCCCUUUGCUGGAAAGUAUUAAGCCCUAGAACCGGGAAAGCUGUACCCAUCCUACUGCUACAGAACUUCACUGCAGAGGUAUUAGGGCAGAAUCCAUGUCUCCAGAAUUCUGGCUUGUCAUUCACAUGCAUCCAUGUGCCUUAAUUCCAAAUGUGAAGUUCCAGCCAAUAGGGAGUGUCUGGAAUAACACUGGAGUCUUUUUUACUUUAAAAAAACUCUCUGUUAAGAAAAAAAAGAAAAAAACACCCCACCAAUUCUCUUUGUUCAAACUUUACCUUACUUAUGUUCAAAAGA